Messenger RNA from Akanthomyces muscarius, 834 nucleotides. RefSeq lists its product as uncharacterized. Lineage: Eukaryota; Fungi; Ascomycota; Sordariomycetes; Hypocreales; Cordycipitaceae. The record is from RefSeq and is a predicted model, not a curated record. Gene Ontology annotation, cellular component: membrane; cytoplasm. Bases 1 to 834 code for a protein of 277 amino acids. The transcript is spliced from 5 exons.
AUGACUUGGGACUCGCCCUUGAGGUCUUCCGCUGUCAACAGAUAUAUCUUUGGCCGAAUUCCUCUCCUGCAUACUCUUAUCCUCCUUAUCGAAAUGGCGCUGGCCGCCCGAUUGACGGCGAGGUUCAAUGCCUCGUACGAGGAGCGACCACUCAUCACCAUGAUGGUGACCAACGCCCUCCUCGGUGGCAUCGCCGAUACUGUCGCUCAGGUCAUCACGGCUUUUCGCCACCGCGUCGUCCGCAAGCCCGGCGGCGGCAAGGACGAAACCGUCACCGUCGAAAUCCACGAACUCGGCCGCAAGAGCCCCUAUUACGAGAAGGACUCGCUCGGUAGCUUCGGCCCCAACACCGGCAUGCCGCCGGCGUUCGACUUUGAGCGUCUGACCCGCUUCAUGGGCUACGGCUUCUGCGUCGCGCCUAUCCAGUUCCGCUGGUUCAAGCUGCUCGAGCGCCUCUUCCCCAUGUCCAAGACGAGCUCCUUUGGCCCAGCCCUGAAGCGCGUGGCCUUUGACCAGAUUGUUUUCGCGCCCUUUGGUGUGGCUCUCUUCUUUAGCGCCAUGACAGUGGCGGAAGGUGGUGGCCGCCGUGCCAUCAGCAACAAGCUUCGCGACAUGUAUGUGCCGACACUCAAGGCCAACUAUGUCGUGUGGCCGGCUGUGCAGCUCGUCAACUUUCGUCUGAUGCCUGUGCAGUACCAGCUGCCAUUUGUCUCGACUGUCGGUAUUGCCUGGACUGCAUACCUGUCUCUCAACAACAGCAGCGAAUUCAAGUUUACAGGUGCGGUCGAGAAUCGCAAGACAUUACAGGGUAAGACGACUAUAAUGGAGGCUUAG